CUGAAAACUAGUGAACAAGGUCAAACAAAAGCCCAAUAAGAGACAUAUCUAACUCCAAAACCCUCAGAGAGCAUCAACAGCUAAACCCUGAAAUCUCCAUUUCUUCCUAUCCUUCCUCUGUUCGCGUUCGUCGCACAAAUCCGCAAAGGUGGAUAAAGUUUGCAUCUUUAUAUUUGCUCAAUGGCUUUUGAUCAAAAGCUCAAGAAAAGGCUGAAGCUUUCAUCUCUCAAUUCUAAUUCUUCUUACAAAGGAAGUAAUAGAUCCAGUACUCGCAGAAGUGAUGAUGAUGACACAACCCCUCGGAAUAGUAGUAAAGCUAAGGUCUCGUAUGUGAAGAAGAAGAGGGUCUACGCCACUAAGGCUGAGCUCACUGAGCAUAGCCAUGUGAACGAAGUUCCACGCACCAUGUGGGCUGCUUCAAAGACAAAGCAAAGGUCUAGUUCUAGUUUAAAGACCACUAAUGAUGCUGCAAAAACGACAAGAGGGAUGUUGAAAACAAAGUCACCGAGGGGAGAUGAUGGAAAGCAUGAUACUCCUCGAAAGCAAAGUUAUCGGAAGAGAGAUGAUUUGGAUAAAAAUGGGGAUGUGAGCCGGAGGAGAAGCUCUGAUGUGCCUUCUUAUAAGGCUAAGAAGCAGGCGUUUGCAGAGAAGAAAGUGUUGGACGAUGGUUUAGAUGGUCAGGAGGAUCAGCCAAGGAAGAGAAAGAGGAUACGGCUUGAUCCCUAUGAUACCUCGAAUAAGAGAAUAGAUGAUGAUGUCAUUCUUGAUGUAAGCCAUAAAGAAAAGAAGAAGAACGAUAAAGAGAAGAAGAGUGUAGAAAUGUCGCAAAAUGCACAGUUUCGUGCAAUUCAGCCUAGUCAGUCGAUCCUUUCCUAUGUGGAAGAAAAUCUGCUGGGGCGUAGACGCUUGACUGAACUAAAGAAGGCUGGCUACAACACAGAGCUUCCUGCUCCGUUAGAUAAUAUCCCUCAGUCUACCAGCACAGAGAGAGAGCGUAUAGAAGAAAGUCUAUUUAGGAAUAAGUUGGAAUUCUUUGCUGCAGCAAAUGUUUCAUCGUCAUUUCCACCUCCUGAUGUACCUGAGAUUGCAUUUGCAGGAAGGUCAAAUGUUGGCAAAUCGUCGCUGCUAAAUGCUCUUACCAGACAGUGGGGUGUUGUAAGGACAUCUGACAAACCAGGACUGACUCAGACCAUCAAUUUUUUCGACCUCGGUCCGAAGGUUCGCCUUGUUGACUUACCAGGCUACGGCUUUGCCUAUGCAAAAGAUGAAGUUAAGGAAGCUUGGGAAGAUCUUGUAAAGGAAUAUGUCUCAACAAGAAGUAGUCUUAAAAGGGUAUGCCUUCUUGUUGACACCAAAUGGGGCAUGAAGCCAAGAGACCAGGAGCUUAUUAAUCUGAUGGAGAGAUCGAAUACAAAGUAUCAGAUAGUCUUAACCAAGACAGAUGUUGUUUUUCCAAUGGAUGUGGCACGUCGAGCAAUGCAAAUCGAAGAGAAGUUGAAGGCAAACAGAUCAAUUGUCCAGCCUCUGAUGAUGGUGAGCUCAAGAUCAGGAGCUGGCAUAGGAAGCUUAAGAACUGCCCUUGCUAAAAUUGCCAAGUUUGCAAAGUUCUAAGUUCUCAAAACAAGAAAACAAUCCCCAAAGCCAGAGGCAAAGAAGAAUACUUUUGAUGGCAGAAAUGAUUGUGAGGAAGUCAAAAUGAUAGGAUAAAGAGGAAGAAUGGUGAAUGGUGAAUGGUGUGAUGAAGAUCCAACUAAAGUUAGUGAAAAAUGUCAACAAAUCACUCUGGUUUAUUUCUAUUUGUUUACUAUCUACUUGUAAUGUCAUAUGCAUCUUUCACUAAGAGAACAAUUAGCAUAAACGUGGUGUCUCACGUUCUUACA
This is a messenger RNA of Brassica rapa (field mustard), 1880 nucleotides long. RefSeq lists its product as uncharacterized. The record is from RefSeq and is a predicted model, not a curated record. Gene Ontology annotation, molecular function: GTP binding. NCBI's taxonomy places the organism in Eukaryota, Viridiplantae, Streptophyta, Magnoliopsida, Brassicales, Brassicaceae.